CUCAGUUCAGCGUUUUUUAAUCAAAACAACCAGAAACACCACAUGACAAUAAAAUAUAUAUCACAAUAAGCUUAGGUCACGCUUAGAUGAAUUAGAAAAGUACAUUUAAACAACAUCAAUAAUCAACUGUGCAUGUCAAGAAGUAUUAAUGACUUGUCUGAAGGUCAACAGUAGACGGCUUUCGAGAUGUGAAAAACACAAAGCAUUAAGUGAUUCAUUUUGACUACUGCCGGACAACCCCUGCAAUUUUCACAGGAUGACGGUCUACAAACACACUCGGAUUUUCCAGUUGUGCGAGAACAUUACCGGCUGCCGGUUGCUCAGUCGUGUUGUGUUGUUGCUCGCAGUGAUCUGUUAUGAAUCGGGAAAACAUGACGAACAGAAAAUAAAAGUGUACGAAAGCGAAAGCCGCCAAACGUGAAAACAAUUUCUCGAGUAUUUUUUCCCUUAAGUGUUAAGAGUAAAAAAAAGUCGAAUAAUUGGGAACAAGAGUGUAAAAAGUAGUGGUUCUUAUAAUACAACACUUAAAUAACUUUCGAUUGAAAGCAAAUUGUGCAAAAUUAUUCUUUGUGAAAACCGUGAAUUCACAAAUCAGUCAUUUCCCAUCAAGUCCAUGAUUCCUAACCACAAGGAUUAACAAACAUGGAUAGCGGAGAGGAUUAAACAGUGCAUUGUGAUCUUUAAAUAAAAUGUGUUGAUAUGCGCCCAACGUUACUUAACAAGAUUAUUCAGUAGGUUGCCACAUUAGAAAGCAAAAGGAAAUCAUAAAGAAAGUUUAGUAAAUAACCUAAUUAAGCUGUGACGUGCAAAUACAGAAGUGUGGUUAAUAUAAGGCUUUGCCCCCAAAAAGGCGUCGUCACAUCAUUCCCGACCAAAAACCGGUCUGACAAUUUGGAUUUAAAUGGAUACCGUUCAAAAAACCGGAAGGAAACACGGCACAAUGGUUAUGGCAAUGUUUUUCAUUGCUGCCAUGCUGUCUGUAGUUAAAGAAUCAUUUGCCAUCCCAAGUGGACACUUCCCAGAUAGCAAUUUUCUAGAGGAAGAUAGAUAUUCGCCCGGGUUUCUCACACUUGGGCAAAAGUAUAGUAUAGCCAUCGGUUCCACUGUAGUGCUGCCAUGCAAAAUUAAUGAGACAGAAAACUCUAGCCAAUACGUACUGGCAUGGAAGCGGGACAUUGCCGUACUAACAGCUGGAAAUGUGAAGGUCACGGUCAAUCCAAGAAUUCGCUUGAUGCCGGUUCAGGCUCACACUGAUCCGCAUGGAGCAUUGUCAACAGGGUACAACUUAGAAAUUCGAGAUGUGCGCAACUCGGACGCCGGAGACUACAUUUGCCAGAUAGGUUCAAUGGAACCGAAAGAAAUAGUACACACACUGGAAAUAUUGGUACCUCCUAAAAUUGACUACAUUUCACCUUCCAACAAAAUGGACAUCCACAAAGGUGCACCAAUACGCAUGGAAUGUCGAGCAUCCGGCAAUCCUACGCCUAAAAUUAUUUGGUCUAGGAAGAAUAACGUGAUGCCCAAUGGUGAAGCCAACAAGACGGGAAAUGUGCUCGACAUACUGCAUGCUAACCGACACAGUAGUGGUCAUUACAAAUGUACUGCAGAUAAUCGGGUCGGUCAAGCUGACACACGAGAGGUUUUCGUAAAUGUGUUGUAUCCUCCAGAAAUUGAAGUUGAACAACCCAUCGUACACAGCGGAAUCGGCCAUGAAGCUCAGCUGGUGUGCAUCGUUCAUGGGGAGCCUGCACCUAGCGUUGUUUGGUACCAGGACACAACUCAACUAGGCAUAACUGAACAAUUCUCCCAACAGAAUCGUGGUAACAAGUACAGUCUCGUUAUUCGAAAUGUCACAUACUCUGAUAUUGGUAACUAUACCUGCCAGGCGUCGAAUGCUCUUGGCAAAGACCGUGCUACGCUGUCCCUUAGCGGGUUACCAACGCUAUGUUACUUUGACUCGCCCACACUCAGCAGCUAUCGAGAUCAGUACAACAUUUCCUGGACGGUGCAAAGCUACUCGCCGAUCCGCGAAUACCGACUAUUCUUCCGACUUGCUUCGAAAAACAUGCACCUUUUGCACCACGAAAAACCCCUUGACAAUCACAUCUACAGCGAUCGGGCGACGGCCAACAGUCACCUGUACAACAGCCCAUUCAGUGGCAGCGUUAGUGCCCACGGUGGCGACCAGUGGGAAAACGUUGUCAUACCGGAGAUGAAUGAUUACGGUGCACCCAAUCACUUCUUCAACAUGGUUCCACCGUACGCCACCUACCAGCCCACAAUUCGGCAUCGGAUGAGCUUCCAGUUGAAGAAUCUCAAACCGGCUAGUAACUAUGAGGCACGGGUGCAGGCGCGAAACGAUCACGGCUGGAACAAGCUGUCGAGUAUAUUUCACUUCUCCACUCGUUCGGAAGCAGAUAUGGAACUGGAACCGUCCGCCCAACCAGCCGUCCAUGGUGCCGGGCUGCUAGAUAAGGGGCUGCUGAGCAGUAGCGAUGCUAGUACGAUCGCGAGCACUCAUUUCCAUAAAUCAUGGACACUUUCCAUUUUCAUCGUAUUAAUUACCACACACCUACUGCCGUCGCUGUGUACUGCCUUAUCGGUGGUAUGAUUUGCGUAUCUUCCACUUUCCAUGCCAAUGAAUCAUUGAAUACUCGCUACAUGGAUUCACCAGCAGUACGCCAGCAUCGUCACUUCCGUUUCCAGUACACCGCCGAAGCCACCAAAAAUCCACCGAAUUUCCUCACCGGAGGCUCAGCUACAUUGCACCGUGCUAUGGAACCGCAGGUAUGGAAACAUAUUAUCAACAGCAACCACUAAUUUAUGGGCAACAGAAUUUUCAAGCAUGCAAUCGACGAUACUCAAUUUCAAUUUGCCAUUAAUCUAGUAAAUUAAGUUCAGUUCAUAGACAACACGUACUCUCAGCCCUUAUCAUGAAUUAUGGACAAAUGAGACAGUUGUUUCGAUUACGAUGUCAACAAAAUUGCAUGCUAAGAACUUUAAGACAAAUACAUUAGGUGUAUUUUGAAAAUAAGCGAUCACAUGUUUUUCUCUCCAACAACAGUUGAUUACAAUGUAAGCACUUAUACGACACACCAUGGCAUUGGAUUCAGUUUUGUACAUGACUUGUUUUUUUUUUAAUUUGUAUUUUGUUAACAAAAAGAAAUUCGAUCAUGCAAAGAUUCAAUUCUUGCAUUUUAGUAUUUUAUUUAUGGACAAGAAUAGACAAGUAAUUCAAUGCAAUUAGUUACAUUGAACAAAGAAGAAAAACAUGUAAGCUUUAUUUUCAUACUAUAAAAGCACAGCUAAACGGUAAAUUGAACACUUGGGCACAUUACACCACCCCCGGAUGGCUUAAUGUAAUCUGGCAAAAGAAUACAAAACAUUCAUACUAAUUGCACUACGGAGCAGACGUUCGAAAUGGAUCAUGUAAUAUAUUGAUAUAUUUAGGAAUAAUAAAAGGACGGUGUAUGGCCAUAAAUAGAGUGUCACAUUUACGAUCAAAAGCGAGCAAUGGAUGUGAAUUAACAGCGUUCUAACUGAAACAAUCUUCCCAGAUACUCUGUACAUGUAAUAAGCUGGAUCAUCUCGUCUGUACGUAUUUUACUCUUAAAAGUGGUUUGAAGGUGUACAAUUAUCAUUCCGCACAUCGCUUCCAUGACGCGCAUAAACCAUUGUAAUCAAGAUUCAUUCCAAUUCAUUGUCAAACCGCAUUACCAAAUAUCAACCAAAUCAACUAAUAAAAUAUACAACUAAACCAAACCAGCGAUGUGAGACCCAUGUCAUACUGGAUUUGCGUAAAUAUAGUCAACAUAAUCAUUUUCUUACCAUGAAUUUAUCAAUUUAGCAGAUAGUACUUCAUAUACAAUAUGUCAAAUCGUCACGAGUAUGUGUAUAUAGAGCUUUUAGCAAAGUAUAUUCCUUCCACACUACAGCAGCACCCACAGAUAAAUGCACUGAAACUGUCAGUCCGAACAGAUUCUACAAGUUUCUAAUGCCCGACUGUUGCAUCGUACGCACAUCAACUAGUGAUGUGAGGAAUAAUAUUUUCGUUCUCAUGUAAAAAUAAUUUAUGUUAUGGGACCACAAAGAAGAGUAUCAAUUACAGCAAUCGAGGGCUAAGAAGCAAACAUAAUGCUAGAUAAAUAUGUUGCGCAAUAAGAACAAAUCCAAUCAAAACCAUGUUAACAUUUCAAAUAAAAUAAAUACAUUAUUUGAAGUUAAUCAGAAUGAAAAAUAACUUAAGACGAAUAGCAGCUUUGACGCAUUUUGGGAGCAUUAUAAAUCUUGUUACCUCGAAUGAAUUAUGUUAUUACACGUAGAUUUGCAAGAAUAAGAAAAGCAAUGCAAACUCAUAAUUCUGCUGUAGGAGAUUGUGAUUUUUCAGCAAAUUUAGUGAACAUUCAUUUUUUUACUAUGGAAGGUCAAAACUAAACAUAACGCUUAGUUUAUGUUUCUCUUACUUCGUAUAAAUAAACUAAAUGGACUAUGCACACUCGAAUGUUUCUAAGCUCUGAUGAGUUCUGUUGACAUAACAAUUAUUGUUUUAUUGUAUAGGCACCAAAACUAUACGAUUUCGAAAUGGCUGAUAGUCACGUUCAGGGUGUCAGUCGGGUUGGUUAACAGUAAAAUUAAGUCCGUUUAAAGAACUUUCAUUUCCAGCAGGGUUUAGCAAAAAAAAACCUUGUAACAAGUUGCGCUACGUACGUGGAAAACAAAAUAUUUUGAAAUGAAUAUUUUUAUUCGUAGGUAUACAUUCCCAAUUUUGCUACCAUAUGGUAAGCCUUACCCGAGUGUUAACGAAAGUUUUGCGUAAGCUUGACUUUCAAGAUUUAUAUUCAUACAUGAAAACAUUAGACUCAUGCGUGUAGAUGCCGAGCGCCUUCACCAAAUAUGAGCCGUGCCAUAUCAUUUCAAACAUAUGCCAGCGACAUCGCAAAAGAUGUUAGCUGCACUGCUGAAUGAAAAACUGAAAUUACUUUGAACAGACUGCGUACUUUCUGCUAAAUGAAGCACACUUUGCUUUUAUUAAUUUUUUGAAAAGUUGGAUUUGCAAAUAAAAAAGCCAUUAUUAGCAUAUGCAAUUGUCCAACUUACGUGUACUAAGACAAAUACAAAACAUAAUUUUAAAAUUGAUUUUGAUUAAACACAACAAACUGACAAAUCGUGAAAGCAUGAAAGGAUGCUAGGAAGGAUCGUUGGAAAACAAACAUGAGUAGUAACAGAUAAAGGAUGUAAGAGAUAAUAUAAACGUUUUAGAAAGAUGAAAGUUUUAUUUAUAUCGUCAUCACUGGAUGAGAAGACAUUAGGAAUAGAACAUGCAACAUGAACAGGCGAGCUAGAUUACACAACAAAUGCUAUUUGACCCAAGCAGUUCCACAAAUGAAUAUUUGUGCUGAUUGAGUCUAAAAGAGAAAAGUAGUUAUACAAAAAAACAUCCAAUGAUUCGAAUGUACGAUAUACAAUACAUUAACAACGAAAAACUGAAAUACAGUUCAAUAAAAUGAA
This is a messenger RNA of Anopheles funestus (African malaria mosquito), 5508 nucleotides long. Its product is annotated as neural cell adhesion molecule 2-like. Gene Ontology annotation, molecular function: protein binding; axon guidance receptor activity. The record is from RefSeq and is a predicted model, not a curated record. Lineage: Eukaryota; Metazoa; Arthropoda; Insecta; Diptera; Culicidae. Gene Ontology annotation, cellular component: neuronal cell body; plasma membrane; axon. Gene Ontology annotation, biological process: homophilic cell-cell adhesion; synapse organization. Bases 902 to 2611 code for a protein of 569 amino acids. The transcript is spliced from 9 exons.